Messenger RNA from Hevea brasiliensis (rubber tree), 2263 nucleotides. RefSeq names its product transcription initiation factor TFIID subunit 12. Gene Ontology annotation, biological process: RNA polymerase II preinitiation complex assembly; DNA-templated transcription initiation. The transcript is spliced from 9 exons. NCBI's taxonomy places the organism in Eukaryota, Viridiplantae, Streptophyta, Magnoliopsida, Malpighiales, Euphorbiaceae. Gene Ontology annotation, molecular function: DNA binding; protein heterodimerization activity; TBP-class protein binding. The coding region runs from base 39 to 1700 and encodes 553 amino acids. Gene Ontology annotation, cellular component: SAGA complex; SLIK (SAGA-like) complex; transcription factor TFIID complex. The record is from RefSeq and is a predicted model, not a curated record.
CUCCACUGCAAAUCACCCGAACUUCCCUCGCUCUCUCGAUGGACCAGCCAACCCCCAACUCCUCCAUCCCUACUCCUCCCACCACAGGAACAGCCGGUUCUCAACCUAUUGAAACAUCGCCAUCACAGCCGUCACCACCGGCACCUCGACCACCACAGCAACAACAACAACAACAGCCGCCUCCAUUACAACUACCUUCCUCCACUACUCAUUCAGCCCCAUCCCCAGCCCCAACCACUCCAAACCCUAACCCUAGCCCUAGCCCUAACCCUAGACCCUCAACCUCUACCCCAUCCCAAUCUCAACCUCACUCUUCUGCCUCUAGGCCCCAGACAUUGCAUAGACCAUGGCAGCAUCCUCAUCCACAUUCCCACUUCCCGCACUUCUCCUCAAUCACUUCGCCGUCUUCUUCUCUUGCAGCUUCCUCUGCCCUUUCCUUGUCAUCGUCUGCUUUGCCUUCCAUUUCUGCAUCGCAACAAAGGGGUGGUGUUGCUAUUGGUGUUCCUGCCCCUCACUCUAGCCCUUCUCCGGCGCCUUUUUCAUCUUCUUUUGGGCAGCAGUAUGGGGGAUUGAGUCGCGGAACAGUCAAUGUGCCUGAAUCUGUAGCUAAUACUAGCAAUUCACAGGCUAGGCAGGGGAUGCAGGGAGUGCAGGGAAUGGGAAUGGUGGGAUCAGUGAGUUCGGGUUCUCAAAUUCGGUCAGGUGGGAUUUCUGGACAUCAUCAACAGAGACCUGUUCAAUCAUCUAUUAGACCUUCCUCUUCUUCCCCAAAUAACCAGUCUCCUGCCACCCAAAAUUUCCAAGGGCAUGGUUUUAUGAGACCGUCUUCUGUAGGUCCUCCUAGUUCUCCAGCACCAAGUGCAUCGCAAAGUAUGCAGUCCCCUAGUCAGCCAUGGUUGUCAUCUGGAUCUCAAGGCAAGCCUCCAUUGCCUUCCGCUUCAUAUAGACCACAGAUAAACGCACCAUCUUUGCAACAAAGGUCACAUAUUCCUCAGCAACAUCAUUCCCUGCCAACUACUUCACAGCAACAGCACAUGUCAUCUGCACAACCGCAGCAACCUUUACCAUCCCAUCAACCAUCGGAUCAUUAUGGACAACAAUUUCCACCGUCAAGGGUUCCACGGUCCAUAACACAACAGCUUGGCCUUCAAGGUUCAGCAAACCCAAAGCCACUUUCCUUGCCAAUGGUACAGCCUAAUACUGUACAGCCAGGCACCCAGAAUAGGACAGCUAAUGCAGAAAGUGAAGAAUCUGGUAACCGGAUUCUUAGCAAAAGAAGUAUCAAUGAGCUAGUUAGCCAGAUCGACCCUUCUGAGAAAUUGGAUCCUGAAGUUGAAGACAUUCUUGCAGAUAUAGCUGAUGAAUUUGUUGAUUCUAUCACAACAUUUGGCUGCUCCUUAGCCAAACAUCGAAAAUCUGAUACAUUGGAAGCAAAAGACAUACUUCUACAUCUUGAAAGAAAUUGGAAUAUGACCCUCCCAGGAUUUAGUGGUGAUGAGAUUAAAACCUUUCGAAAACCGCUUACAAGUGAUAUCCACAAGGAACGUCUCGCAGCAAUAAAGAAGUCGAUUUUGGCAACUGAGAUGACAAAUGCCAAAAGCUCUGUUGGACAAGCUGCUGGAAAUGCAAAGAGUAACUUGUCAAAGACACCUGCAAAUGCCAUGGUCUCCCCCAACGUAAAGAUUCGUGAAGUUACUUGAGAUGAUUAAUAUCAGUGCUGGAUGUUGGCAGCUUUUUGGCUAGAAAGGUGAAAUUUUGGCAUGCGGAAUGAUAAGACAUCACUGAGGUUUUUUUGUCUGCUUUGGCCGGAACAAGGCAUGUGAGUCUUUUAUUUGUCCUUCAAAAGGGUCCCCCAAGGGUGAGAAUGUGUAAAUGUAAUGUCACUCAAAUACUCCACACACACAGCCACCAACUUUUCAGAAAGUUUGCACAUCCGGUCUAUGGUCAGUGGCUGGCUUAUUGAGCUGUGAUUCAUGCUUGAACUUUUAGCUUUUCACUAGCUAACAAUGAAGUGAGCCAUUUUUUGCAUAAUUGGAAAGAAAAUAGGAAGGAUUUAGUAGCUGUUAUGAAACUUUAUAAUCCUCUCAUAGGUUAAAUCUAAUUCUAAUCUGUGGAUUUGAAGUCAAGAAAAGAUGAAAUGAAAUAUAGUUUAGGCUUGGGUCUUGGGGAAUGUAGAAUGGUACACUUGACGAGAACUUUGAUCAACUCUGUUAGACAUGAGAUAUUGACAAGUGGCUGUUACAUUUUCUGCCAUUGAUUUUCA